Benincasa hispida (wax gourd) is the source of this 1088-nucleotide messenger RNA. RefSeq names its product putative WRKY transcription factor 51. The record is from RefSeq and is a predicted model, not a curated record. Lineage: Eukaryota; Viridiplantae; Streptophyta; Magnoliopsida; Cucurbitales; Cucurbitaceae. Gene Ontology annotation, molecular function: DNA-binding transcription factor activity; sequence-specific DNA binding. Gene Ontology annotation, biological process: regulation of DNA-templated transcription.
AAACUCAUCCACUCCUUACAAGAAGCUGCUUGUUUUCACCCCAAGUCCAUUGCCCCAAUGGCCAGCUUCCCUUAUGAAGAUUCAAACCCUAAUCUUAACCCUAACUCUAAUCUUAACCCUAACCCUAAUUACACUCAUUUUCCUCCGAUUCUGGAUCCCAGUUCUUUCUUCGACUUUGAGAUGUCCGAUUUCUUCGUGUUCGACGAUGACAACAAUAACGUCGACCAAGUUGCAUCGUCCUCCCCAAGCAUGACCUCUUCAGAGAAGAUCACUGAAGUCGACAGUGGUGGUAGUUCUGCUGUAAUCGAUAGCGGAUCUAGUUUAGUAGUUUCAUCGGGAGCAUCAACCUCUAUAAGAAGCAAAAAUGGAGAGAAGAAAAGGAAGGGGGAAAUGGGGUGUAGGGUUGCAUUCAGAACCAAAUCAGAACAAGAGAUUAUGGAUGAUGGCUACAAGUGGAGAAAGUAUGGGAAAAAAUCUGUGAAGAACAGUCCAAAUCCCAGGUCGGCAAAGAACCAUCAAUUGCUGCGGACAGCACCGACUACGACCAUAGUGGCCUUUGAAGUUGGCAGCUGCGUUUGUGCAAAAGAAAAAGAAAAGAGAGAGAAACCACGACCGACGAUGAUGGCUCGAUCUACCGCGACGGCCACCAGCAACCACGUGUCCAGGUGACGACAACGGAUAGCGCGGCGUUCCGAUGGAGGCGUUCGUGACAGUGAGGUAAAAAGAGGAGAUGAAGAAGAAGUUGAAGAUGAGGAUAAAAAAAUGGUGACAAUAAAAAAAUUGAGGAUACCGGCACGGCAACAACUAAGCUUGACUUCCAGUAAAGAAAGCAAAGGAAACACUAAAACAUGCGUUGAUAUCGAAGAAGAAGAAGAAAAAGAUUGAAAAAAAUAAGGGCGGUGAAAAAGAGCUCUGAAAAUCAUAGUGAAGCUCAUUUGAUUGUCUUCUCAAUUUAUAGAUGAAGAUUUCUUAUUGAGCAAGUCAAGAAAGUUGUGAUUUGGAAAAAAAUCUACAUUCCAUUUUAAUCUCAAAUCUUACUAAGAUUUUUUAAAAAAGAAAAAAGAAAAAAUAUGUUAGUUUCAAAUUUA